UUGACCCUUACGUCACCCCGUAGCGUGGGAGUAACUAGGAAGUCUGUCGGUAACUAAGGACAAAUGAGGGACUGAAUCCUGAAUACUGAGAAAUAACGAUGAUUUAUGUGUGAAUAAAUGCAAAACAUCGACUGGUAUUAACACAAACCGAGAGAAAGCAGUUCAGUUUGCCACCGAAAGGAUAAGUCCAUGGCUCUGCCGACCCUCUCGGCCCAUGUGCCCAGUCGGUCCCGGGUGCUGGCCGGACAGCUGGCCCGGCAGCGGGAGCAGGAGGCCCGGUGUCGGCAGCAGUGGCAGCAGCAUGCUCAGUACUUCAGAGAGCAGAGUGUCCGCAGCCAGAGACAGGCGGCGUGGAGCUCCUGUCAGUCCUACCAGCAGAGUAUGUCGGCAUACCAUAAAGAGAGACUAAUGGAGGAAAAGAAGGCCAGCCUGGAGCAGCGCAGGAAUCGGCUCAGGGCCAUGCUUCAAGAGGAGCAAGACCGGCUUGAGGCGGAGUUGAAGGAAGUUGUUCCUGACAGGAGCACAUUGGCAAGUCAGCUGGUGCAAAAGACUGAAGAGCUUCGUACUGCAAGAGAGGAAAGAAGAAAAAAGCUUGCACAAGAGCUGCUGAGGGAGCACUGGAAGAAAAACAACACAGAGUUGCGAGAGGUCGAGUCGGCAUUACAUAAAGAUCAUGUUGUCAGCCAGUGGCAGGAGCAGAUAACUGAGAAGAAACAGCAAGAAGCGGCAGAGCAGAAGGAGACAAGACGGCACGAAAAUGAGUAUGAGAGGACCCGAAAAGAGGCUCUGGAGAGGAUGAAGCAAGCGGAGGAGAAAAAGAAUGAAGAAGAGCGGAAUAGGGCGGAGGAACUUUGCAAACAGAUGAAAGAACUGAAGCUGAGGGAAGAGGAGGCAACUCGCCUGAAGAAGGAGCAAGAGGCUCUGCUGGUCAAACAAUGGGAGCUGGAGAAGAUAGAGGAGGAAAGGAGAAAGGUGGAGGAAAGGCGAAAGAAGUCUGAGAUGGGGCAUUUCUUGAUCCGUCAAUAUCGUGCUCAGCUGAAGAGGAGAGCCCAGCAAGUGCAGGAGGAACUGGAGGCCGACCGUAAGAUCCUGGCAGCCUUGCUGGAAGGACAGCAGGAUGACAGGAGGAUAGAGACUGUACGAAGGGAAAGGGCCAUCGCUGAUGCUGCCUGGAUGAAACGUGUGAUUGAAGAGCAGCUUCAGUUGGAGCAGGAGAGGGAGGCUGAGUUCGACAUCCUGCACAGAGAAGAGGCUCAACAUGUGUGGGAGAAACGAGAAGCACAGUGGGAGAAGGAGAGGAAAGCCAGAGAACGGCUCAUGCAAGAGGUGCUUGCGGGGAGACAGCAGCAGCUGGAGCUUAAGAUGCAAAAGAACAGAGAGGCUCAGGAGGGGUCUCUGAGGAGAAGAGAACAGCUGAUCGAGGAGCUAGAGCUGGAGAGGGAGACCAGACGUCAGGAGAAGGAGCAAGACGAGAGGCGCAGGACGGCACGGAUGCAAGAGAUAAAUGCUCAGGUGGAGCAGCAGCGCCGAGAGCAGUUGGAGGAGCAGUGCAAGAUAGAGCAGGAGGAGGAGGAGGACAGUGAGGCUCGUCUAAUCCAGGAGGAGGAGCUGAGGCUGGAGAUGCAGAGGAUGGCCAAGAAAGGGUACCAGGAGAAGAUUCACAGCAGACCUCGAUCAGCUUGGACAUGAGCAACCUGCAAGACUGAAUUCAAAACAGAAUUAUGAGAUGUAUAUUUUUCUACCUGUAAAUUAGCUUUAAAGGAUAGUUACACAUUUUUUCCAAGUGUGUCUUAAAACAAUGCUCACAUAACUAUAUGUAUAUCGUAACAGUUAGUGGUCACUGCAAUUGUUCCUCCUGUCCAUACUGGCUAUGAAGAGAGUCCUCAUUCAAUGUAAACACGCAGUUCAAACAUCAAAUCAAGUGGGGAUCUUUUCUUUCAAAAUUCCCUCUUUUUGCUUUAUUGGACAGUUUUUUUUCUUGCUGAGCCACAGUGGAGAGAGUAACGCAAGGAGACACAGUUCAAGGACUGUACAUUUUGUCCCCCAUCUCUUAUAUUGGUGCGGUGGUGAAGGGAUCUUUUCACACCCAGUAUGAAGAGGAUGAACAAUGUUGUCAAUCAAUAACUCUUUAAAUGUACAUAUGGACAUGUGAGUAUUGUAAGAAGACGGAUUUGAAAAAAAUGGGACCCUAUCCUUUAUUCACCUUUAAAGAAGGACACAUUUGUGUAGGUCAAAUAUUGUGCCAUCCUGAUGUUAAUAAGUUAAUGCUGAUUGUUUGCAUAAUGUAGAAAAUAAUUAUGUAUUUUUUUUGCACUUUUAGAGCUGUAUAUUUUCUAUCCUGAAUUUAUUGACUGUUUUCAAUAAAGCUAUUCCAAUCAAA
Messenger RNA from Sebastes umbrosus (honeycomb rockfish), 2380 nucleotides. Its product is annotated as trichoplein, keratin filament binding. The coding region runs from base 190 to 1689 and encodes 499 amino acids. The transcript is spliced from 13 exons. NCBI's taxonomy places the organism in Eukaryota, Metazoa, Chordata, Actinopteri, Perciformes, Sebastidae. Gene Ontology annotation, cellular component: keratin filament. The record is from RefSeq and is a predicted model, not a curated record. Gene Ontology annotation, biological process: apoptotic process.